Vanessa atalanta (red admiral) is the source of this 522-nucleotide messenger RNA. RefSeq lists its product as uncharacterized. The transcript has 2 exons. The record is from RefSeq and is a predicted model, not a curated record. Bases 1 to 522 code for a protein of 173 amino acids. NCBI's taxonomy places the organism in Eukaryota, Metazoa, Arthropoda, Insecta, Lepidoptera, Nymphalidae.
AUGCACCACAUCGAGACUACUGGACCCCCUGUCUUCGCCCGCGCUCGACCUCUUUCCGCCAACAAAUAUAUGAGAGUUAAGAAAGAGUUUAAAUUCAUGCAAGAAAUAGGCAUAUCAUCAUCAUAUCAUCGACCUUCGAAGAGUUGUUGGGCCAGUCCACUUCACGUUGUUGCUAAAAAGAACGGUGAAAUACGACCCUGCGGCGAUUAUCGCAGUCUUAAUGCCAUCACCACCACGCCAGAUAGGUACCCGAUUCCGCGCGCUGUUCUUCAACAAAAAAUUGGCCAAAAAUGGAAACCGCUAUCCUUCUUUUCCUGCAAAUUUAGCGAAGCUCAGCAACGUUAUAGUGCUUACCACCGGGAGCUACUAUCUAUAUACAUGGCUGUAAAACAUUUUAAGUACAUGAUUGAAGGUCAACAAGUGACCGUAUUUACGGAUCAUAAGCCGCUCGUGUACGCCUUACACAAAAAAGCUACGAGUGGCAACGAUACACUAGACGCCUACGACACCUGGAUUUCAUAA